Molecule: messenger RNA, 2574 nt
Organism: Dromaius novaehollandiae (emu)
Lineage: Eukaryota; Metazoa; Chordata; Aves; Casuariiformes; Dromaiidae
Gene: SUSD4
Product: sushi domain containing 4
Exons: 8
Coding region: 152-1603 (483 amino acids)
Biological process (GO): negative regulation of complement activation, classical pathway; negative regulation of complement activation, alternative pathway
Source: RefSeq, a predicted model, not a curated record
GUGCGGUGCCAGCGCGGGGCCGGGCUGCGGCGGCGCGGAGGCGCGGGCCGGGCCCCCGCGGCGGCGCGCAGCCCCGGGCGGCGGCGAGCCGGGGCGGCUGUGUCGUUGCAGGCGGCGGCGGCGGCGAACCGGAUGCCUUUGGCGGUGGAAGAUGUGUCAUGGGAAGCAGGCGAGCGGCGGCGGUGCCCUCCCGGCGGCGCGGCGGCGGGCGCUGGCCGCCGCGCUGUGGCUGCAGCUGGCGCUGAGCCUCGGCCCGCGGCCGGCGGCGGGCGGGUUUGAUGACCUACAUGCUUGUGCUGAUCCUGGAGCGCCUGAACACGGAUACAAGACACCCAGUGCAGGUGUUUUCUUUGAAAGUGUGGUAGUCCGGUUUCAUUGCCAAGAAGGAUACAGGCUUAAUGGUACUUCAAAAAAACUUUGUGUGAGACACUUUAAUGGCUCCCUGAGCUGGAAACCCAGUGAUAAACCUGUGUGCCUACAAGAAGUCACAGAUUGCCUUGUUCCACAUGUUGAAGAUGCAGAGAUUCAUAACAAGACAUACAGGACUGGCGAUAAGUUAAUAAUCCGCUGUCACGAAGGCUUCCAGAUCCGUUACCCUGACUUAGACAACCUGGUUUCAGUAUGUCAAGACGAUGGAACAUGGGACAAUCUGCCCAUUUGUCAAGGUUGCCUGAGGCCAUUGGCUCUUCCUCAUAGUUACAUUAACAUAUCAGAGCUCGAGUCCUCCUUCCCGGUGGGAACAGUGGUGUAUUACCAGUGCUUCCCUGGAUAUAAACUAGAAGGGGCAGAGGUCCUUGAGUGCAUGUAUAACCUUAUCUGGUCAGAUAGCCCACCUAGGUGCCUUGAUGUGGAAGUGUGUCCCCUGCCUCCGAUGGUGAGUCACGGAGAUUACAUCUGCCACCCGCGGCCCUGCGAGCGCUACAACCAUGGCACUGUGGUCGAGUUUUACUGCGAUCCCGGCUACACCCUCACCAACGACUACAAGUACAUCACGUGCCAGUACGGAGAGUGGUUCCCCUCCUACCAAGUGUACUGUGUCAAAACAGAACAAACCUGGCCAAACACACAGGAGACCCUCCUGACUACAUGGAAAAUAGUGGCGUUUACUGCUACCAGCGUUUUAUUAGUACUUCUACUGGUUAUUUUAGCCAGGAUGUUCCAGACCAAAUUUAAGGCACAUUUCCUUCCAAGAGGCCACCAGGAGGGCUCCGCGAGCGACCCCGACUUUGUGGUGGUGGACGGCAUUCCUGUCAUGCUGCCUUCCUACGACGAAGCCGUGAGCAGUGGCUUGAACGCUCUGGCACCUGGAUACUCUGCUGCCACAACAGACCAGGGGCACCUUUUGCAGGCAGAUCAGAAUCCGCCAGCAUAUCCCGGCCCCAGGAUCGCAGACCCACUGCCUGGUGAAUUUGAGACCUGUGGUAGUAUAUCGGGCUCCUCUGAACUCCUCCAAAGCUUAUACUCGCCCCCAGCAUGCCAGGCGGGCGCGCUUCCAGCUGCAGACAGGACGGACAUGUCCCACAGCACCGCCGGGGAGGCUGCAUCCACGAGUCCGCGGGUCGAUAUCGCCGACGAAAUUCCACUGAUGGACGAAGAGCCUUAGCCUGCACAGAGAGGUGUCACCAUUGCUUCGCCCCCUCGGGGGAAAUGAAUCAGGAGCACUUAGAGAUAGAAAAGACUAUCUCAGGAUUUGGGAGGGUCUUUUCUUACCUGCCAAUCUUCCACGGGAUGAUGUCACCAGAUUGUGUGCACAUCUUCAUCCACAGUGGGGAUAACCGCAUCAGCAUUUGGAGCAGCAGUUUUAUGAAUGAAUCCUGGGGAUUUGAUGAGAGCAGAUGUAGAAGAACAACUGUGGCUUUUUAGAAAUGAAAUGUAUAUCUGCAUCGCAGAAAGUCAUAUGGUUCUGUAAAAAUACUGUUGGAUUUUGAUACUAACUGCCUCACAAAAGCAUGUCAAAGUAUGUAUAUUUGCUUAUAAAGACUGCUUUAAAUGAUCUAUGGACCUCUAGUUUAUGAAGAAUCCUUAUAAGUUUAAAAAAAAAUAGAAUUGAAAUGCAAAAAGAGGAAAAGAUCCUCUUUCAGACCAUGUCUGCAGAAAAUAUAACAGAAAAGAUGGGAUUCAUAUAUACUUUGAUGUAUGAUAGCAAAUAUAUAUAAAUAUAUAUAUAUAUAUUUAAAAAUUCUUAGAGAGAAAGAAAAAGAAAGACUCCAGGUCACACCAUGAUCUGGAGAUUUUUUUAAAGGUAAGGCAGAAUUUAUAUCAUAUACAAUAUUCAAGAUAAAGUAUUGAUAUUUGUAUUUAUGCAAGACUUAUGUGACUACAUUGCAUUUGAUAAAUCCUGCUGUAAUAUGGAAGAUCUAUGAAGUGUUAAAAUUCUGAAAUAUUUGCUUAAGAAAUGUUGAACUGUCCUGUUUCAACAUUUCUUAAGCUCUUACAAAUAUAUAUACUAGAGUAAUCUACAGUCAUAGCCCAGAGCACUGCCUUGUCCCUGUCCUUUGUGGUAGUAUUCUGAGCCAUUAUUGUAGAGUACUUUUUAAUAAAAUAAUAAAGUUCAGUUUCAGUUCUUUUGACUUA